This is a messenger RNA of Jaminaea rosea, 1546 nucleotides long. RefSeq names its product oxidative stress survival, Svf1-like protein. Gene Ontology annotation, biological process: response to oxidative stress. Lineage: Eukaryota; Fungi; Basidiomycota; Exobasidiomycetes; Microstromatales. The transcript has 5 exons. Gene Ontology annotation, cellular component: cytoplasm. Bases 18 to 1436 code for a protein of 472 amino acids. The record is from RefSeq and is a predicted model, not a curated record.
CUCACACUAGCACUACCAUGUCUGGCUGGGGAUCUUGGCUUAGCGGCUCCUCCGCCUCGCACGAAAAGGCCGGCAGCACGGGCAGCCAAAGCGGUACCGCUGCCGCUCUGGCUCCCAACUUCCAUGCAAUCACUGACACUACUCCACAGGACAAGCUGUAUGGCCCUCUGGAGGCAAAGGAUCUCGAAUGGACGUGCGCCGGUGGAUUUGCAACGGAGACGCAGACGUGGUAUACGAUCCUAAAGGAUGGCAGCUUUGCUACGAGUCAGAUUAUCCACUCGGGAGUCGGAUUGUGGUAUCCUCAGAUUCAGGUCACUUUCAAGUACUUCAACCCCAAGACUGGCCAAAAGGUCUGGAAGUCAGUGAAUGUCACCCACUUCACUACUCCUCCCCCUGACGGGUUCCGUAACAAGUCAAAGUGGGACAAGCGAUCCUCCAAGUCGGACCAGUACUCCGUCCUCUUUGAGACCCUCGCGGACGGCAGCGAGAAGUACACCAUCGAAGCCAACAUGGACUCGGACCUGCAGUUGGCCUACUCUUUCACCCGACCCAAGGAGGCGCAAGGUUGGAAGCUCGGUGCUGGACCUGAAGGGGGAAAGAGCUUGUUCGGGACCAACGCUGCGAGCCCGGAUGGUUAUGUGGUACACCGCUUCUGGCCCACGUCCCACUCCUCUGGCCACUUCAUCAUCAAAGGCCAAGCAAUCGACGCCACCGGUCAAGGAAUGUUCGUCAGCGCCAUUCAGGGCAUGCGACCCAACCUCGUUGCGUCCAAGUGGAACUUCGCCAACUUCCAGUCCGAGGAAGAAGGAGGCGUGCAGGCCAUCAUGAUGGAGUUCACUACCACGAGCGACUAUGGUGCUGCACCGGUGAAAGACGGCGAAGGGAGCCAGGAGAAGGCUGCUGCUGCUGCUGCGAGUGGGAGUGCCACGCCGGGGCCAGCGAGAGAGACGAUGACUGUUACCAUUGGCAGUAUCACUGCUGGCGGCAAAUUGCUCGCCGUUGUUGGCUCGACCCGCAAUGGGGUUCGUUCAUCCCCGCGCGGGUCGUCCACUCGCGUCACCCACCAGGAUCGUACCCUCGACGCCGACACGGGUUACCAGGCUCCCCAGUCCAUCCAAUACGUAUGGGAGGGUCCCGCCCUCGCCUCGCCCUCCGCAGUCGUCAAGGCUAGCACGACGGUCGCGCUCGGCAAGCCUAGCCCGGUGAGCGAGGCAAAGGGACUGGUGGAUAAGGUCGACGUCCUUGCCGAGAUUCCCUACAUGGUGCGCAAGAUUGUCAACUACGUUGCGGGGACAAAGCCGUACAUCUAUCAGACGCUGAACCCCACGACGCUGGAGCUGGAUGAUGGGAGUGGUUCGAAGAAGGAGGUCAAGGGUACUCUCUUUGAGGAGCACACCUUCAUCUCAAGCGUGGCGGCGGAGGAUGCGAGGCAGUAGAGCGCAGGGGGAUCUGGCAUGAUUUGGGUGUGGGCAUCGAUCUGUCUGUUUCUUGGGCUCGUGUGAUAAUUCAUUUCCAUGAUCGUCAGGAUGGAUACAUGGCUUGCUCU